AUGGCGACCGUAGCGGCCAUUAACGACGGCGCCGACAAUGCGACGUCUGGCGGCGUCACUGCGAACCUCAAUCUGACGCUAGCGCCCCCGUUCGUCGUGGCGACGCCGUAUCCUAGCGGAUUUUCGCAGACGCGAAUCACCGUCACGGCCGUGCUCGUCACGCCCCUCAUGGUGUUCAUCGUCGUCGGCAACGUGAUGGUCGUCGUCGCCAUCGCGCGCGAGAAGUCCCUUAAGCUCGUGCAGAACUGGUUCCUCGCGUCGCUUGCCGUCGCAGACCUCCUCGUCGGCCUCACCAUCAUGCCCUUCUCGCUGGCGCAGGAGCUGAUGGGAUACUGGCACUUCGGCAGCUUGUGGUGCGAGUUGUGGCUGGCCCUGGACGUGCUAUUCUCUACGGCUUCCAUACUGAACUUAUGUGUGAUCAGUCUCGAUCGAUACUGGUCAGUCACGCAGGCUAUGCGAUACAUCCGUAAACGGACGCCGUUCCGCGCCAAGUUGAUGAUAGGUACGGCGUGGAUCGUAUCCGCUAUCAUAUGCCUGCCGCCGCUGAUGGGGUGGAAGGACCCGAUGCCGGAUGGAUACUUUCCGAUGUGUAUGGUCAGUGGGAGGCUAGACUACGUCAUUUAUUCGAGCAUGGGCUCGUUCUGGAUCCCGUCGGUGGUCAUGCUGAUCGUGUAUGCGCGCGUGUACGUCGCCGCGCGUCGGAGAGCGCGCAGGGCGCUGCGUCGGCGCGACACGACGCGGCACGUCUGCGACGACGUCGAGACGACAACGUUCGUGUCGACCGCCGUGCCGUCGACGACCGUCACGCAUGUGCAGCAGACGUCGCCGUGCGGCGACGACCUCUCGCAGAAGAACGACAACUCCGAUUCGUUCGCCGACUCGACGGACGACGCGCGCGCGUCGCAGCGCCGGAAGCCGGCCGACGACGGCGAACGGACGCCGCUCGGCGACGCGAGACGCAACGGAAGCGUGCAAACGACCGACGCCGAGCCGAAGACGGUGACGUUCGCCGACCGCGGCGACGUCGUGCAAAACAAUAGGCGUUUCGAGUGCGUGACUCCGCCUGCCGACAACGACGUGUCGAGCGAGGAGCCGCGCAAGGCAAGCAGCGUCAUCGUCAGGUGUAAGUCGCCGUGGAUAACCAGCCUGACGCACUCGUCCGGCAGGGCCAGCCUCGCUGCGUCGCAGAACGGCGGGACGGUGACGCAGCUGAAGCGGGACGCAGACCGACAUAAGAAGCGUCUUGCGCGCGCGAGAGAGAAACGCGCGACGCUUGUGGUCGGUGUCGUCAUUGCAGCUUUCAUGGUGUGCUGGACGCCUUUUUUUACGGUGUACGUACUCGACGCGCUAACAGAGAGGUUUCAUUUGACUCCGCUCGAGUUUUCGAUUAUUUUCUUUCUGGGAUAUUGUAACUCGGCGCUGAAUCCAAUCAUCUACACGGUUUUCAAUCAAGACUUUAGAAAAGCAUUUAGAAAAAUGAUAACGUGUAAGACGUGACAUUUAACACGCCAGCGUCAGUGUCAGUGGACAUAAAAUGAGCUCAUUUUUACGCUGGAACACCCACCUGAUCUGUUUAUAUGCAAAUAUUUGAUUUCAACAUAUAUAUAUAUACUAGUCCAUUUACUGGGUUAUAAAACUCCUAACAUUUAUUGCUAUGAAUUCGCGUAGUUUUGAAUGUGCUGUAUUGAUUAAUUUAACGAUUAUUGUUUAUUCAGGUAGCAACUAGUUUAAUUUAUCAUUUGGUUGGGGGGUCAUAAUAAAAACACCAGAUACCACUAUUAAUAUUCUUUUGUGAGACAUAAUGACAAUUUUGUAAUUAAUAGUAAUAUUUGUUUACAUCCAAUAGAAUUGUCUGUGAAAAGCUUCAUAGUAAGUGUAUUAUAUGACGUCAUUAUGACGAUAAUGCCUUAUUUGGUAAGAUUAUUUUGGGAAAGGAAUGACGGAAUCACGCUAGUGAAAUAUUGUUGCCAAAUUUGCGAAAGAAAUCUAGUUACAAAAAUUAAUCUUCUUGUGGACAAACGUCAUCUUACAUUAUUUAUAGCGCUAGUUUCACAAGUGCAUAUAUCCUCAAGUGAUUCUAAGUUCAAAGUACUGUCACCUUU
Messenger RNA from Priapulus caudatus, 2102 nucleotides. RefSeq names its product 5-hydroxytryptamine receptor 1D-like. Gene Ontology annotation, molecular function: G protein-coupled amine receptor activity. The coding region runs from base 1 to 1497 and encodes 498 amino acids. NCBI's taxonomy places the organism in Eukaryota, Metazoa, Priapulida, Priapulimorpha, Priapulimorphida, Priapulidae. The transcript has a single exon. The record is from RefSeq and is a predicted model, not a curated record. Gene Ontology annotation, biological process: adenylate cyclase-activating adrenergic receptor signaling pathway. Gene Ontology annotation, cellular component: membrane.